CGUGAAGGAAACGGAGGAGGAGUGGAGAGGUAACCCUAACCCCCAAAUCCUGGAGCGCCUCCUUCAAUCCCCAACACUCCCAUUCGAAAUCCGUAACGCGGACGGCGUCCGGAUCGAUGGCCGACCACCGCGCCUCGGUCAAUUCCCCCGGCGACGCCUCCCCCUGGCCGGCGUCGAUUCUCCUCGCCCAGGAGGCGUACGUCGCCGUCAGCAGGAACCACACCACGGCCACAGCCAAAUCGAGGGUCGACCAUACCGUGGAGGUCACCUUCUGGAUCGCCGACCCACCGGCGGUGUCCUUCUACACGUUCCACUGCUCCAAGCCCCCCAUCUCCGACUCUGAGGACGCCGACUUGGAAGUUCAGCCACACGUGGUUGACGCGGAGGGCCGAUUCGUUCUUAUCCGCACCUCUUUUGCUUCCGGCGACGGCGAGUAUGAAUUCUUCAUCUACAAGGGCGACCCCAGGUCCCCGUCCCUCGACAGCGUCCCGCUUCCCGAUGAUGAUUCGCUGCACCGUGUUAGCUAGUUCGGAAUCGUGCCCCGUGGUGACGGGGACAUUAUCUCCUGAUUGCACUCUGUGACGCAGUGACCUUGAAGGAUUACCAACUCCACAUCUAGGAUCAAGGAGCUGCUCAACCCAUGUCCUGGGGUCCUUACGAUUGCACCCGACAAGGCCAUGUUGCUCCGAGAUGGCGUGCUGGUGUGGGUCGAUUUGCUGCACGGCAUGUUGGUGUGUGACAUACUUCAAGAACGAGAACCCCUUCGUGCGCGCUACAUCCCAUUGCCUGAGCCAUUGCCUAGAAACAGAGAAGAAAUUUUGAAGCAGUUAAUCCCGGGAGCUGGCGUCAGGCGUAUUCGGGAUGUUGCCUAUGUCGAUGGUCUGAUCAAGUUUGUUGAGAUGGAACACCGCGUCACUGUAACAGAGAUUGUAGAGGUUCCUCCUGAAAAGCCGUCUGACCCCAGGGACAAGACUGUCCUCUAUGAUUCUGACUUGAUCAUGCUCUACAAGCGUAAACAUGUGGACAACAUACCCAAGACGCUGCGCACAAUGAAUGGUUGGAGUGCCAUGACAUGGACUAGGGAGAUUGGGUCUGACUGUUGGCUCAAGGGAGUCAUUGUUGAUGUUGAUGACAUUUUGGUCGAUGACUCCGCGUUUUCGGUCUUACUGUCUGGCCAAAGGAAUGAAUCCGCUGGGAGCUUGACAUUCAAGAACAUGUACUCGGCUUGCUCCAUCCUGAGUACAGAUGGUAAUGAUAUCCUUUACCUCAAGUUAUCCAGGAAAUGGAGUGAUCGAUCUGGAUGGGUGGUUGCUGUUGACCUUGAAGAGAAUACACUGAAAGUGGAAGCACCUGGGGCGCACCCAUUUGGAAGAUAUUCUCCUUUCGCGGCAAACAUUCCUUCCCUGCGCAUUGGUGAACCAUCUAAAAAUGACUCCUGGCAUUAAAGUCUCAGCAAUUCAAACCGCACAGACAAGCAGCUCUGCGAAUGAGCCAAAUAAUGCAGCUAUCUGUGUCGGUGAGCCUGAUUCCUAUGAAUCUGAAAACAAACGUCCAAGGCUAUUGGCUGAGAAAGCCAACCAUGCACAAGAUUUAGCUCAGAGUACUGUACGGAAUGUUCAUAGCUCACAGGCUUGUCCUGAUCAAAACAAUAUGCCUCCACAACCAUGCUUCAACAGAUGGGAGGCGCCUGGCUACCGUGGGUACUCAUCAUGCCCCCCUCAAAACAAUCCGCCGCUGCCACAAUGUUUCAACAAGUUCACUGGACCCUGCAACCCUGUGUGUGCACCGUCGGCCCCUGCCCCUAACAUACGUAGCUACGACAAUUAUCAUUCGCUGUGGCAGCACCCACUGCUACCGGAGCAGCAGAUGGCACCUAGCAGGGCAUUUGGACCUCAUGUGGCACCCCAUCCAUAGUUCAACAACUGGCGUGGAGCCAGACACCAUGGGAAUUCACAGCAACACCCUGCCAGUAACUCAUAUUACUAUGGUGCGCACUCAGGCAGUGGCAACCAAGGAUUUGGAUUUGGUUACCGUCCGAUUUACUAUGAUUACCGAUACUAACCACGUUUACUGACCCCCUCCGGUAAAGCACUCUGCCACCCUUACUGUCUGAAAAAUUCCAAGUUAAUUUGAAUUGGAGGUAUAUAUAAUUAACUGCCGUAUUCAGUAUAUAUCACGGGUUCGACUCCUAGAAGCAUCACUACUGCAAUUGCUGUGUUAGUGUAUGUAUAUAGAUUUCUACCUCUUUUGUCAUUUAAAAUAUAUAUUCAAAUUUCAGCUUCCCCCUAUUCAGUUGCAGCUUCCCUGUAAACACUUAGUGGUGUUUGACCUCGUGCGGUAAGACAUCGAGGUAUGUUCCAAACUGAAAUUUAGAUGUGGUUGCACUUGCACGGUUGGCCUUUAUGUACGAAAAUAUUAGCCUCACAUAGUUAGAUACUGUACACCGAAAUGUAAGUAAAGCUGUCCUGCAUUAGUAUUCACGGGUGUGAAAUAUGAAAAAACAGCAGCUGUUUUUCUGAAGUGUGAACUCAUUAGAAUGGCGCUUAACCUCUUAAAGAGGUACUUUGAAAGAAGCGAAUGUUUGAUAAAGGUGUGGUAAGGGUCAGAGGGUGAUGGAGGGUGGCGGCUCCUUGAAGAUGGAAUAAGGUUCUCCCCGCCUAGCCGUCGCCCUGGUGGUGCGUGUAGCAUCGUUGGAGGGCAUGUGAAGGUGUGUCUCUGGUGUAUCUCGCCGGAUUCAGGCUGUAUUUUUCUUCGUUCGUCUAAGUUUCUGUGUUUACAUGUUGGAUCCUUCCAAUCUAAUCUUCUCUUCAUCGGUGAUGGUUACUAUUCUGGCGUGCUGGUCAUGUGGGGCCUUAGCACGACGACUUGACGACUUUUCAACUGUAUACUACAAUGAAGUUUGCCUGGCUCCGAUGAGGGAGGGGCGAUAACUGCGGCACACCGUCAGCUCGCUCCAGUGAUUGUAGUCGCUAUUGGAUAGAAGGUGUACGGGCUUGGAUGUAAUUUAUGUUCUUUGUACUACCAAAUAGUUGAUGAAUAGAUUGAAAGUUCUUUUCCCCAAAAAAGCCAUCCAUUGCAUGGUCGUUGUGGCCUUGUGGGUAUGUUACAUCCGGGAUAUUUAUUGUACCUUUAUUUCCCAGGGUACUCCUGUUGCCUACCGGAAGAUAUGGCCCAUUAGAUCAAGGUUGGAGCGACGGUUAAUAUUCAUUUGUCCCUACCAGAAAACUCAUUGCGUGCAAGUUGAGUAGCUACACGUUGGUUUUAGAGAAAAGUAUGUUUUUCGUCCCUCAAGUUCCAAAAAGUGCAGACUUCGUCCUUCAACUUUUUUUUGUCUACUUUUGGUCCCUCAAGUUUCAAAAACGGUCAAGUUUCGUCUGAAUUCUGGUUUUGCUAGAAAACAGGACACAUGGUGUGGUAUUCUCUCUCCCCUCGCUUGCCACGCCCGACCUGCCGUUGGGUCAAACAGACAGCCCGCGCGACGCCGUCUUCACUCUCCACCUCGCGCUCUUCUCUUCCUCUUCUCUCUCUCUGUCCCGACCUCACCGUCGCCUUGCCCGGCGUCGUCCCCUUGCUCACCGCCAGCGCCUUGUUCCCCUUCGCUGCCGGCGCCAUGCGAACU
Triticum aestivum (bread wheat) is the source of this 3619-nucleotide messenger RNA. RefSeq lists its product as uncharacterized. The record is from RefSeq and is a predicted model, not a curated record. The transcript has 7 exons. Bases 1429 to 1914 code for a protein of 161 amino acids. NCBI's taxonomy places the organism in Eukaryota, Viridiplantae, Streptophyta, Magnoliopsida, Poales, Poaceae.